Messenger RNA from Vigna angularis (adzuki bean), 1695 nucleotides. RefSeq lists its product as uncharacterized. The coding region runs from base 1 to 1695 and encodes 564 amino acids. Gene Ontology annotation, biological process: proteolysis. The record is from RefSeq and is a predicted model, not a curated record. The transcript has 12 exons. Gene Ontology annotation, molecular function: cysteine-type peptidase activity. NCBI's taxonomy places the organism in Eukaryota, Viridiplantae, Streptophyta, Magnoliopsida, Fabales, Fabaceae.
AUGACUCCGUUCAAGUGGUGUGUUUAUAUGAACAGUCCAAUUGACUUCUGCACUCCUUUGUUGAAGGAAAUGGUUAGACGUUGGGUUAGCCGCAACGAAUCUUUUGUUUUGAAGCAAACAAUGGUACCAUUUACAGUAGGCGAUGUUUGCAUGGGUUUAGGGUUGGGUGUUGGUGGUUUAGAUGUAAAUUUUGAUGAUGACUUUGAUGCUGUUGUUUGUCAUCAAUUUUCGUCAAAGUCAUUCACUGUAAAAGAUGUCAUACAUAGGAUAAAACAUUCAAAGGCAGUUAGUAACAUGCCUUUUAGAGUAUUAGAUAACAUUGAUAAUUUGUACGAAUAUAAUUGGGCAAAAGCUGUGCACACAUUUGUGGUAAAUAGUUUAGGAAAUGCUUCAAGGAAGAUAAGGCAAGGUGACAUAAGGGACCUAGGUCUUAGUGGGAAUGUUGCAGUGUUGCAGCUAUGGACGGUUGAACGUUUGGGUUUAGCGGACGGUGCACAUGACAUUGUCUUCCCGCGAAUAAUGAAUUGGCGUUCGCUUAAGUUAAGGUGUAACAAAAUAGAGGAAUUGUUUAAACGGAAAGAGAUAUGUUGGGAGUGGUUUUUGCGGGACGAGGACCGUCAAAACUCAAUCAUUUGUGCGGCCCUUCAUUUGGAAGAAGGGUCAAUAGCGGAAGAUGAUGGAGAUGAGUUAGGGUUAAGUUGGGAACAAGUGGUCAUGAAGAAAAUUGAAGACAACCAAAGAAAAAUGGUUGCAAUGGAUAAAGAUUUAAGAAGUUUGGCUACAUUGGUAGGUGUUGGGAAGGAAGAUUAUGAGAAAGGGAAUGAUGGACUGAAGGAUGACGUUGAGGACGUUAUGGAUAUUGGACCUGUUGUAAGCACUGUGCCACUACAUGAUGACACUGAGGAUGAUAAUUUAUUGAAUGUAAAUCGAACACAGUUGUACAACAUGGUUAUUCCGUUUAAACUUCCUUGGAGGGUUGUUUCUGAAAUUUCCGGUCAAACAUUUGGAACCCAAGAGUGUUAUUCUUUUGGACCUAGGAUGCAGGUUGGCAACACGGGGAUUUUGUUUGCCACAUCAGUGUUCAUGUUCUUUGAAAGAAGGAGUACUGGAGUAGUGAAAAGGAUAUGUUUUAGUCCAUUAUAUGCGACCCAUGUUUUAAUUGAGUCAAGAAAGAGAAAGAGUAAUCGCAAAGUUUGGACAUUGAAUGACUACUCUCACUACUUCCAGUCUAAUAUCAUCGGAUUUGAUGACAUUGUUAAUGCCGAAUUUUUGUUUGUCCCAAUUAUCCAUGACGGCCAUUGGUGGUGCUACGCUGUGAAGAUUCCAUCAUUGGAAAUGUUUGCACUGGACUCUUUUGGGCACAAAAGAAAGGAACGACAAAAGAUUGACAAUGUCAUUGCACAUAAUCUUGCAUUGCUUUUUGGACAUUUGUUGAAUUGUGCGGAAGAGAACAAACCAUCAUUGGAGGUACAACAUUUGCAUACUCCAAUCCAACCAAACAAAUUUGAUUGUGGAGUAAUUGUUUUGAAAAUUAUGGAGUUGUGGGAUGGCAUUGACAAAUAUGAAAGAAAGACAAUGCCCAGUUACACAACUGAAGAACUACAACAAGUUAGGGAGCAUUAUGUAUGUCAAUGGAUUUUGGAUGUGGACAACGUGCGGAGGAAUGAAGUCUUGGAAGAUUUAGGCAUGUUGUAG